UGUUCUGUGAAACUGACAUGAAACUGAUCUGUUACAUUUGUAGAGAUUCGGGAGGACACAAAUCUCACAGUUUCAUGCCCAUCAAAGAAGCGGUGGAAAUGUACAAGGCAAAAAUAGAGAGCAGCUGAAAUCUUCUUUACAAUCUCUGAUUGACAAGAGAGCGCUGUUUCUACACACGGAACUGAAGCAGAUCCGCCAGAUUUCUGAAGUUAAGGUAUGUCAACCAACUCCCCACCACACGCCCCCACCCCCCACUCCCUUCUGGGUCUCCUACUCCCUCUAUCGCGGUACAGUACAUGAUCUUUGUUCUCCUCCACCUCCCCCCUCCCCACAAUUGCAUUGGGCAGGAACAGGCGAACUGUCUGCAGUUGCACAUCACAUCCCAGUUCGCUAAAAUGCACCAGGUUCUCGCUGAGAAAGAGCAGCCUUUGCUCAGAGAGCUCAGGAGGGAAGAGGAGAGGAUUCUCGACACGAUGGGGAAGAACCUUGGAGAGAUUCAGGAGAAUUUAAAUUCAAUCCAGGAGGAGAUUACAAAGAUGCAGGAACAGAUGGAGCAGCAAAAUGGAGUGACAUUUCUGAGGGUGGAAAAAGGUCGGAAGACAAGGUCUGAGGAGGAUUAUUCAAAGCUGGCUUUAGUAUCUGAUGAACUCCCUCUGGGACAGUUCAAUGGCCCAUUGCAGUACACGGCAUGGAGAGAAAUGCUGGAUACUAUCCACCCUGCCCCAGUCUCAGUGAUUCUGGAUGUAGACACAGCUAAUCCUUGGCUCAUGGUGUCUGAGGACCGGGCCAGCGUGAGACUGGGGAACGAAGAGCGGGAGCUCCCCGACAUCCCGCAGAGGUUUGACCGCGGUGCUUUCGUCCUGGCGUCGGAGGGGUUCACGUCUGGAAGGCACUACUGGCAGGUGGAAGUGGCCGAUAAGACAUGGUGGGGAUUGGGGGUGGCUGCGGAGUCCGCACCUCGGAAGGGGGAGAUCGAUCCCACACCCAAGUGCGGGUACUGGACCGUCUGGCUCUUCCCCAAACAUGGCUGCGUGGCCCGCAUCGCCCCGUCCCUGACCCCCCUCAGCCCGAGUGCCGGGCCCCGGAAGGUGGGGGUCCUGCUGGACCACGGGGCUGGGCAGGUUUCGUUUUACAAUGCGGAUAACAUGUCCCAUCUGCACACCUACACCCACCCUUUCGCCGAGAGGGUCUACCCUUUCUUCUGACCCGGGCCCAAUCACGACGGAUCCAACUCGGCUCCUCUGAGCAUCUGCAGCGCCAGAGCUCAAUAAACCCCGUCCAUCCCAUAAUAUCCGCCAGGCCGGAUCUCACAGCUCGGUCCUUUCUGGAUUCCUGAAAUGGGGGUGGGAAGGAGAGGAUUGGAGGAGAAACGCAGCAACUGCUUCAGUGAGUGGGGUGAAAAUGCGGAGACCAACCCCAGGAGAGAAAGGAAUGGCCACUCGGCCCGUCAAACCACUCAACAGAGGGUGACUGACCCUCCACCUCGCCUUCAUGUCCCUAGCUGUCUCUCCCCCAACCCCCCCACCACCUUGACGCCUUUGGCCUGUGGAAUCCCAUUUAUUUCUUCAAAAUAUUCAAUGGCAUCAUGGCCUUCUGUGGUAGAGAGGUCCACAGGUUCACCAGCCCCUUAAGUGAGGAUAUUUCUCCUCACUUCAGUGCCAAAUGGUCUAUUCUGUAUUCUGAGACCCCAUUGGUCUAGACCUCAACAGCAUUGCGCCCCCCACCGCCCCUCUCCCUCCAGGCAAGGCAAGCAUUCAGUCUCUCCAGAGCUGUUGGAAUUUUAUGCAUUUUAUAGAAAUCCUCUCUCAUUCAGGCCCAGUCGCUAUCAGGGUGUGGAAAUUGACGACAUUACAAUUUGUAAUGCCACCUAAGAGGAUCCUGGACUCCAACUGGAACAGCGGGGGAUGUGGGGUUGAAAGUGGGGGGCGGGAGAGAGAGAGAGAGAGGAACGAGGGUGGGGAGGGAGCACCAAUGGAAGUAGGUUACCGAGUGAACAACUGCAGACAUGCAGAGAUGCUGGAGAUCAGAAUGGGGGAGAGGGGUUCCCAGCACUUGUAGGAAAAGUUGAGGCAGGGACAGUCACAGGACUUGAAGGGUCUGGCUAAUGCUCAGAGGGUUUCAAUCCCAGCCCUGCAACGUAGCUAUAGAGCAAUAAGUUUUGAGUUGCUUUCCUUAGAGCAGAGAAGACUGUCGGGGGUGGGGGGCGACCUGUUUGAGGUGUGGAAGAUUAUGAGGGGCAUGGACGGCAUGGAUAGAAAACAGCUGUCCCUCUCAGUCGAAGGGUCAACAACCAAAAGGCUUAAUUUUGAGGAGUUUAGAGGGGAUUUGAGGUAAACAAAUUUCACCCAGAGGUCACCCAGGGAUCUGGAAUGCACUGUCUGGGAAGGUAGUUGUGAGGGGAAACUUCACAACCUUUGGAAAAGUGCACUUGAAAUGUCACAACAUUCAAGGCUUUGGGCCAAAUGUGGGAAAGUAGCACUGAUAUAGAUUUAGUGAACAAAAACAGCAAUUGCUGGAAAAGCUCAGCGGGUCUGGCAGCAUUUGCAGAGUGAAAUCAUUUCUCACCACAGAUGCUGCCAGAGCUGCUCAGCUUUUUCAGCAAUUUCUGUCUUUGCUUCUGAUUUCAAGCAUCCACAGUUCUUCUUGGUGGGUUUAGUGCAGUUUUAUUUCAGUGCUGAUGGGCCUCUUCUGUACUGUAAAGUGGAAUUUAGAUUCAAAUAAUCCCACCUGGAAUUAUUAGACCAUUGGGUCUAAUGGUGACUACAGACUUGUGUCCGUUGUUGUAAAAAAACCCAUCUGUUAGAUUAAUGAAAGAUAGGUAGAACUACAGAUGCUGGAGUCAGAGAUAACACAGUGUGGAACUGGAGAAACACAGCAGCCCAUGCCCCGCACCUCCUCUCUCUCUAUUUAUUUCUCAGCUCCCUUCCCCCUCCCCCAUUUCUGAAGAAGGGUCCCGACCCGAAACGUCAGCUUCCCUGCUCCUCUGAUGCUGCCUGGCCUGCUGUGUUCAUCCAGUUCUACACUGUGUUGUCUCUGUUAGAUUAAGGUCCCUUUGCGGAAAGACUUCCGCUGGCCUUAUUUUGCCUGUUCUCUGGCCUACAUCUGACUCCAGACUCACAGCGAUGUGGUUGACUCCGAAAUGGAAUUAGGGAGUCACUCAGUUCAAAGUUAAAUAGAAAUGAGUGAAAAGUGCCAGCCUUGUCAGCGACCGUGUGAAAAAAAAACACGUUCUCAAAAAUCUCCAGUAUGGCAUAAUCAAUGCCAGAGGCUCGUGAAAAGCUGACUAGAGAGAGGCAAUGUGUGGCUUGAGCCUCAGGUGUAGAGAAUAGCUGUCCCCCUUCUUUGCAAAGUGGGACAGACAGAAUGACAGAACGGUAAAGUCCAGAUGCAGGACAUUCAGCGAUGGCCCCCUGUGCACAAUUAAGUGUUGUGCCUGUUACUGUAGAGCUGAGAUAAUAGGCUUAAAAUGAUGAUGAACAGGAGCGAGGAGGACGAGGAAACAUAAUGCUUAGGGCUUAGGAACCAGUGGCAACGAUUAAUGUAAUUAAAAAUCAAUGAUUAAUGUAGUAUAGUUUUACACCAGGGAUCAGGAGAGAUCUCUUUACAGUUCCGUGGUAAAUGCCUACGAUUUUGCAAGCAUUCAAAUAUACAUUGGAGAAAGUGGGAUGAAGAGAAAGGAUUUAAAGCGAUUUAGGAUCCAGAUAAUAAAAUAGAAAUAUAAUUACUUAUUUUCGUGGAGACUCAAUUCUGAACUGGAAUGUUUGUAUCGACUGCUCUGUAUCCUUAUUGUAGUUUUAAUGUCUUUCACCUGUAUAUGCAUUCAGACUCUUUACACUUGAGAAGACACUGUGCUCGAGGUAUCAACGCAUUAAAACAAAAAGAAAUGUU
Molecule: messenger RNA, 3888 nt
Organism: Rhincodon typus (whale shark)
Lineage: Eukaryota; Metazoa; Chordata; Chondrichthyes; Orectolobiformes; Rhincodontidae
Product: nuclear factor 7, ovary-like
Exons: 5
Coding region: 297-1205 (302 amino acids)
Molecular function (GO): protein binding
Source: RefSeq, a predicted model, not a curated record